This is a messenger RNA of Mangifera indica (mango), 2064 nucleotides long. Its product is annotated as rho GTPase-activating protein 3. The record is from RefSeq and is a predicted model, not a curated record. The transcript has 5 exons. Gene Ontology annotation, biological process: signal transduction. Lineage: Eukaryota; Viridiplantae; Streptophyta; Magnoliopsida; Sapindales; Anacardiaceae. Bases 298 to 1812 code for a protein of 504 amino acids. Gene Ontology annotation, molecular function: GTPase activator activity.
UGUCUUCAUCAGCAUCACCCCUCUCCGCAUUACCAUAUCUACUGUUUAUCUCUUCAACCAUAAUCAUUCAUCUUCUCUCUUUCAAGAAAGCUCUAUCGUCCUCUUCUCUCUUCUUCUUCUAACACCCACCGCCUCAUUUUUUUUUUCUCUGUUAUAAAUAAUCCAUCCUUUCUCUUGUUAUGGACUCUUCUCUCUCAAUCUUGCAUUUAUAUAUUUAUUUUUAAUUCAUAUUCCGUCUCACCUCUUUUUAUCAUUGCCAUUACUAAAUUUAUUUCUUUCUAAAACACAACUGUUUCAAUGACGCGACUCUUUCGAUCUAAAUCUUGCGGACUUAUUGGGCUCACGGAGUUCAAUUCCGCUCCUCCCACUCCAUUUUUUAACCAUGGCAGCAAAAACAACGACGAUGGUGACGAAGAAGAAGACGACGACGAGGACUUUGAAUCGGAGGAUGAGACUGGUGGUUAUCUUAUUUCGAGAAAUUCCAACUCUACCCCGUUUAUAAGUCCAGGAUUGAGAUUCGGAGGAGGGAGAAAUGAGGGGCAACGUGGUAAUUCUGCACGGAGCCAUCCGAACGGUAACCAAUUUCAGAUUCUGGAUAUUUUGGUGGCCGCUUUGAGGAAGUCGUUGGUUACAUGCAAUGUUGAAAGAGAAGAUGUUGUAUCUUCGAUGGAUAUUAGUUGGCCAACUGAAGUUAAACACGUGUCACACGUGACUUUCGAUAGGUUUAAUGGCUUUCUUGGUUUGCCUACUGAGCUUGAGCCUGAGGUUCUAAGCAGAGCUCCCAGCGCCAGUGUAAGCGUAUUUGGAGUUUCUGCCAAGUCCAUGCAGUGUUCUUAUGAUGACAGAGGGAACAGUGUGCCAACAAUUCUUCUCAUGAUGCAGAAACAUUUAUAUUCAGGAGGAGGCCUUAAAGCUGAAGGAAUAUUCCGAAUAAAUGCUGAGAACAGCCAAGAAGAAUUUGUGCGAAACCAACUUAACAAGGGUGUAGUGCCUCAUGGAAUUGAUGUCCACUGUUUGGCGGGUUUGAUAAAGGCAUGGCUUAGAGAACUUCCAACAGGAGUACUUGAUUCUCUCACACCUGAACAGGUGAUGCACUGCAACACAGAAGGUGACUGCACUCAACUUGUGAAGUUACUUCCUCCAACAGAAGCUGCUCUGCUUGAUUGGGCUAUCAACUUGAUGGCAGAUGUUGUGCAGCAUGAACAGUACAACAAGAUGAAUGCACGCAACAUUGCUAUGGUUUUUGCACCAAACAUGACUCAGAUGGCAGAUCCCUUGACUGCCUUAAUUCAUGCUGUGCAAGUAAUGAACUUCCUUAAGACACUCAUCUUAAAAACCAUUCGCGAGAGGGAGGAAUCAGCUGGCAAGUCUAGGUUGCUCUCAUCACGUUCUGAUUCAUCCAGUAAUAUGAAUGAUUCCCAUUCAUCAAACAUUAGCAAGAGGAAUUCCUUUGAUGUAACCAAGGAUUCUUCUGCCUCUGAAGGGCCUGCCAUUGACAAGUUCAUGAGGGCUACCACUUUGGGUAGACUGGAAUAUGAAACUGAGAACUUCUGGAGAUUUGAGAAGAAGAGUGAUGGAGAAGAGGAAUUUGAGUCUGUAUCAGGUAGCAGCACGCCUGUAAUGUGUGAGACGGGGGCAUUAGCAAAUGGAUAUGAUAAUGGAGACUGGCUAAGUUUAAGAAAAGGAGUGAGGAGGCUAUGCAAACAUCCUGUAUUUCAGUUGGGGAAGCCAACAAAGACGACCAUAAAUCUUGGGAUUGUAAAUACUACUGAAGGGGGUGAGAAGCAUGGAAAUGAUAUGCUGUACACUUAACGUAUCUUUGUAUGUACAAUUUCUGUCUUUAGAUCACUUGUUUGUGAUGGUGUUAGCAUAGAUAUUAGUGUCUGGUUAAUUUUCUAUUCAGAAAAGGAAAUUCUGGAAGUUGCUGUUUGUUUAAUCACCCUAACUGUUGCUCUAGUUAUAUAGAUAGACAAUAAAUCUUAAGGAAAGGCCUGGCUCUCUCCUUUUAUGGUAACGUUUUGUUACACUGAAACUGGAAAAUUUAAGAAGACUGUUUAUCCUUCA